Molecule: messenger RNA, 306 nt
Organism: Paraphaeosphaeria sporulosa
Lineage: Eukaryota; Fungi; Ascomycota; Dothideomycetes; Pleosporales; Didymosphaeriaceae
Exons: 1
Coding region: 1-306 (101 amino acids)
Source: RefSeq, a predicted model, not a curated record
AUGGCUCCCCUUGCCGUUUUCGUCUGCCUUGUCUGCCUUUCCUUCCUCGCCGACGCUCUCCCUGCAAUUCCGAAGAGUUCAACGACGUGGCUCAUUUCCAACUUCUCCCUCACCCUCUCCCCCGCCCAGAACUCAACCUCCCUGCUCUUCUCGUUCACCGACCCCUCGCCCGCCUCUCCCACAAACUUGACCUGCACAUCCAAUACCACGGCGACCACGCAAGCCUGCGGACCGAAUCGCGACGUGCUGUUCAAGGUCAGCGAGGACCUGGGGGAGGUGGUGCUGAGGAGGCGCAUGAGUUCGUGA